Messenger RNA from Aquila chrysaetos chrysaetos, 1774 nucleotides. It is a transcript of the gene PLD6, whose product is annotated as phospholipase D family member 6. Gene Ontology annotation, molecular function: RNA endonuclease activity producing 5'-phosphomonoesters, hydrolytic mechanism. Gene Ontology annotation, cellular component: mitochondrion. Bases 1 to 666 code for a protein of 221 amino acids. Gene Ontology annotation, biological process: piRNA processing. The record is from RefSeq and is a predicted model, not a curated record. NCBI's taxonomy places the organism in Eukaryota, Metazoa, Chordata, Aves, Accipitriformes, Accipitridae. The transcript is spliced from 2 exons.
AUGUGGGCGGCGGGCGCGCAGCAGCCGCGGCGGGCGGGCCUGGCGCUGGCGGCGGCGGCGGCGGCGGUGCUGGCCGUGGCCCUGGCGGCUUGGCGGCGGCGGCGUCCCCCCGUACGCGAGGUGCUCUUCUUCCCCUCACGGCCCAGCUGCACCGAAGCGUUGCUGGCCGAGGCGGCGGGGCUCCGAACGACGGCCCGGCCCUGCCCUUGCCCGCUGCCGCGGGUCGACAGCUCCCUCAGCCGCCUCCUGCGCCAUCUUCUCUCCGCCCGCCGCUCCCUCGAGAUCUGCCUCUUCGCCUUCUCCAGCCCGCAGCUGGGCCGCGCCGUCCAGCUCCUUCACCGCCGCGGCGUCCGCGUCCGCGUCGUCACCGACGCGCAGUACAUGGGGCUCCCGGGCUCCCAGAUCGGCCUCCUCCGGCACGCCGGGAUCCAGGUGCGCCACGACCAGGAGGACGGUUACAUGCACCACAAGUUUGCUGUCGUGGACAGGAGGAUGCUCAUCACAGGCUCCCUCAACUGGACGACCCAAGCUAUCCAGAACAACCGGGAGAACGUGCUGGUCGUGGAGGACGCCGAGUACGUGAAGCCUUUUCUGGAUGAGUUUGAAAGGAUUUGGGAAGAGUACAAUCCCAUCAACUACAGGUUUUUUUCUAAAGACGACAAAUGAUUAAGCUGCCUCACAGGGCUGGUGGAGUACUCAACAGAUAGCAUUCAUGGACUUUAUUAUUAUGUAUAGACAUCACUCUAUUAUCCAUCUGGGUGUAAUUUAGGUAAGCUCCUCCAGAGAAGCAAAGUGCUCUCUACCCUAAAGUGCCGCAGGUUCCUUGCUGUGGGUCGUUCCCGUGCUGGAGGGAAUGACCCAGCUGUUCAGUGAGUCAUUUUGUGAGGAUAGCUGUGAUAGGACUGCAUUCAUAGAGCUUAAAACCAUGGUCAGGCUCGUUGCCGUGCCCUGGCGCAGACAAGGUGUGUUCAUAUGGUGCUGGGUAGGUGUUUCAACGGUGAAAUGGACAUUUUCCAACUUGGGAUAUUGUAGAAUGGAAUUGUAGCCCAUUGGUUCCCCUAUGUCAGUAACUCUAAAGAAGAGUUAAGAGGGCUGCAGCAAAGCUAGAGUUUGGAUAGAGACAUUAAGCACCUUAGUUAUGUUUCUUGUUGGCAUUAACUGUUGGAAGUUUGUAAAAGGAAAUUUGUGGCAAAUAUGAAGGCAGAAAUUAGAAAUAUGUUUUGAUUGUGUACACUUUUCCUUUGGUUUAAGAUUAGCAGAGCUCCAGCAUAAAAGCAUGAGCAGAUACUAAUGACAGCUCAUCUUCCAGCAAGCAAGUGUAGGGAAAUCUGGAAAGAAAUGGGAGAAACAGUUCUUAGGGAUCAGUUGGUCUUGUCUUGAGAGCAGACAUGGCUGGAGUUUGGUCACCGACUUCGGAGUGGAGCAGUGGAGGGAAACCCCGAUUCAUUCAGGUGGCGGGACGUCGUGUCCUGGUCUGGUCCGGUGACUUUGGCCGCCUGUGUUGGCAGCAGCAGGGUGGGGGACAGUGAGUGAAGAGGGAGGAAGGUAAGAAAGAUCUCUGUCCCUACAGCUCAGGGUGGAACACAGAUGGCUGUAAACCUAAGAAUUUCAAAACUCUGAAUAGCGUCCGUGUAAGAAUUACUUUAUACCAAAUACAAAGUGCCUUAAAAUCUCUCAAAAUUAAAAAAGGUCUUAACAUUUUGUUACCAGUUUUGCUUGAUACAGUAGUGCUGUGACUGGCACUAUUAAAUAAACUACUUUCACAGAAAAGCUC